UCUCGAUCAAUACGCGCCCGCCGACGCCGUGCUUGUCGUUCAUGCGUAAGUCUGUUGCCCGUGCUCCUCUUAACUCUUUCGUCGAUGACCAGUGUCCCGCUUCUGGAAUAGGGAUUCUCAUUGAGAAAAUGGUUCUGAUAAUAAGUGAUUCUCUUGCGAACUUCACGACGUCCGAUGCCGAGCGCAUUCAAGUCCUCCGGAAAGAUUACGUUCCCGAAAUGGGACGUGAUUUUGCGGACACAAGAACGGUGUCCUCUAGGCUGUGCGAUGGAGGACACGUCUGUUCUCCUCCGAAAGAGUGCUGUUCUUACGGCUGUUGUUACAGUGUUUUUACACCGGUACAUCCCCAUGUCUCAGAGAUGUUCAAUUUCUUGAUUUGGACUUAUUGGUAUUUGUGGGCAGCGGUGCUCACAGCCUUGGCCAUAGCCGCAGCGUGCGGCUUUUGGCUGUGGAAACGUCGACGUUCAACGCUGUCGGAAGACUGCGUUUCCUCGGAGAGGACUUCCUCGGGUCCGUGGUAUCCGCCUCCUCAUUACAGCCGAUGUAGUUCCUUCGUUCAGGCCUUACCACCACCCUACAACGAGGUCACCGCAAAACCAGACCUUUAUCCGCUAGUGAUCGGUUACGACGAGAGUACGGGCAAAGGGACUUCCGGCUUCGUAAUGCGCUACUUCAGAUCGCUGUCUCACGCCAGCACGUUGGACUCGCUGAGCUCCAGCUUCAUGUGCAACAUGGUGAACGAGGCGAACACUAUAAUUCCACCGCCGUACUCUUGCAACAACAGCGUGGACGAGCUGUCGGCGGCGGGGUGCGUACGCAGAGAGACCGGCGACGUCGGCUCGGUCGUUUCCUUGACGAAUCAUAGAACAACUUCUGACAUAUCAAGCCUGGCCGCUCAAUCGCCUUGUUCCCCGCCGAGAGCUACCAGCCCGACGAUAGAACUGCGAGAAUUGUUGGACAAGAUACAGCAGCUUCCGCACCUGUCUAACGGACACUCCAUCACCAACAAUAGCAUCACCUCCUCCACCGUCUUGCCUUGUCAGCAGCAUCAACAGCAACAGCAACAGCAACAGCAACAGAACCAGACUCCGGUCUUGUACGUGACGAGCAGCGACGGUUGCACGCAACAACGGCCUCUGAGUCCCGGUGACAUCGGCUCGUACAGGGUGCGGAGGACCCGGGGCAAGCUGUACAUGCCGUUAGGCCUACCGAGCUCGCGCAACAAGACGAAGCGGUGGUUGUCGCGCUCGGCACCAACGACACCUUCGGGAACGAUGCCGAUGUCGUUCCUGCCUGGACAGAGCAGAAGGCCGUCGGAGGCGGACAACAACAACCAGCAGGCGGUGCCGUUGCUCGCUGAGCAGGAUGAAAACGAGAACAAUAACGCGGAUCAGCCGCAGCCAGGCGCGCCGUUACUUGCCGAGCAAGAAGAGGACCGACCGACGACAUGACGCAUGGUUUAACACUUAAAAUGGCGUAGAUUUUGGAGCAGAGCUGUCUGACGGUUCCUUCGUGUCUCUUCUUCAUGUGCGCAGACGCUCGACGAAUCUCCGGAUCUCGAAACCGUGGCCGAAUUUCAAGCUCAUCUAAUCCUCUUGGAACGAUCAGGAUCUUGAAGUUUGACUCACACGGCCCAUAAACAAUUGGAAUAUUUCAAAUUUGUCGCGAAGAAUUCUCGGGAUCCCGAGUCGUUAUCCUGUCUUUCGGCUCAAUUCGAGGCUCAGCCACCAAAAAUUUCGAGUAUCCUCGUGUUACUACCCGAGCCGGUUACUCUGGACACAUUGCGAAUGUUAAAUAUACCUUUCUGAUUCUCAAGUUGAAAAAUAUGUUAUACAGGGUGGCCCAUUUAACUUGAUAAUACGAAAUAUCUCAAAAGCGAAGAAAAAAUAUUUUGAGUUGGAGAAAGAAAUCUUUUGAAUAAAAAAUGUACGGUUUAAAGGAAGAUAUACAAUGGGUGCCCUUGGUUUGAUCUUGAAAUUCAAGUGUAUUCAAGGUCAGAUGAAGGUCAACUUAAUUUUUCCAAACGGAAC
This is a messenger RNA of Harpegnathos saltator (Jerdon's jumping ant), 2030 nucleotides long. RefSeq names its product serine/threonine-protein kinase CLA4. The record is from RefSeq and is a predicted model, not a curated record. The transcript has 6 exons. Bases 42 to 1451 code for a protein of 469 amino acids. NCBI's taxonomy places the organism in Eukaryota, Metazoa, Arthropoda, Insecta, Hymenoptera, Formicidae. Gene Ontology annotation, cellular component: cytoplasmic vesicle membrane.